Messenger RNA from Exaiptasia diaphana, 3864 nucleotides. RefSeq lists its product as uncharacterized. NCBI's taxonomy places the organism in Eukaryota, Metazoa, Cnidaria, Anthozoa, Actiniaria, Aiptasiidae. The record is from RefSeq and is a predicted model, not a curated record. Gene Ontology annotation, biological process: homophilic cell-cell adhesion. Gene Ontology annotation, cellular component: membrane; catenin complex. Gene Ontology annotation, molecular function: calcium ion binding; cadherin binding.
UUGCCUUUCAAGCUAUCGGUGAGAUCCAAUCAUUCGCAGGCAAAUAAGUAAACAUUGAAGCCUUAUUUUUUUGGCAAAGGAAAGAACUCGACUUCGGUAGCAGGUGUAAACGUUUGAAAACUGUUUUGCUAUAGUUGCUCGUUUUCAACGACAACUAAGGCUCUAUUAUGACCUUCCGUGCUGCCUUGUGGUGGGGACUUUUCUCUGUUGUAUGUUUAACGUUUGUGGGAGCAGUUAAAAGUCGACCCGUUGAUGAUGAAUUGUGCCGCAUCGUAAAGCAAGGUGAUUGUAGCUGUCAUUGCAUUCAAACAAGAAGUACAACUUGGGGGAGCAUAGCAGACUUGUACAAGAGGCUCUUYAUCAAAUCUUUUGCUCCUUUGGAUUUGGAAUCCGAAUGCAGGAAAUGUGAAGCUGAAUGUAAAAGGCAUAUUUCCGUCAACUGUUUGAAUGGAGUUUGCCAUGAAAAUGGCUGUGAAUGUAAUGCAUGUUGGAAAGGCAAAUCUUGCCAUCAGUCUGCCAAUGAGCACGCUCCACGGUUUCAUCAAGAUUCAUACAAGGCGCACAUAUCAGAUGAUGUCGAACCAGGCGCACUUGUUGCUGCCACAGUUGCUGUUGAUGACGAUAAGAAGAAAUGCAUCCCAGAUGCUCCAUGCCCAUGUGGAGAAAUCAUCUAYUCUAUCACAAGCGGUAACGAAGCUGGAUAUUUCACCAUCGAAAAGCACUCUGGGAACAUAAGGGUGGCAAAGAAACCGGAAAGCACAACUACGUUUGUUCUACAUGUUGCUGCUGCGAAUAUUGACGGGAAAUACGCAUCGACAGAAAUAUCAAUUGAUGUUGUGAAGUCAGAGAGAAGAGAACGUCGAUCCGUGAAUCAUCACAUCGUUAGACGAAGCGUCCCUUCACCCUCCCCCUCAGGAAUUAUUACCGUCASUCCAAACAUUCCGAACAACACAUUUUACAAUCAAGGGGACAAGAUAAUAUUCAAUCUGACAGCUUCUCAUAACCAGUCCAUAGCGGUCCCCCAACCAACUUCUUCCCUWAAUUUCAAAUGCUCGUCUAAGUUUCUGUCUGUCAUUGACAAAGCAGCAAUAAGUCAAAGUAAAUCAGUUGACAGCUGGGGAGUGAAUAACGGAGAAUUAACUUUCACCGCUGCCACCCUGAMUAAAAAUGAAGUUCUGAAAAUCCAGUUCGAAGCCGAAGUAAAGACGACCAUCCCUCCUUUGGCGAAUCUGUACUUUUCCUGUGAGGCUACAGCAUCGAGUUAUAAAAUUGGACCUUCAACAUCGUCACCGACACUGUAUGGAGUCUUCCCUAGAAUAACUUUGACAAGACUCACAUCGCCUGGAGUUUCUCUUAUCACGGUAGACACUACUUUGAAGUUCCAGAUGAUCACUGAUUUACCUACCUUAACUUUUCCAUUGGCACACGAAUGCACCACCGCAAUCAAUGACUUCUCGUCUAUGGGCAUNCGUAAUGUACAAAUCACCAAGAAGGGAUCCAAUAUUGGUGGUGGGGAUCUCAAUCCAACACCACAGUAUCAUAAAAGUUCCCAAGACCUGAAUCACUACGAUAGAGUAACACUGGACUUUAAGAAUCUGACGGUCAGUUCUGGAUYGAGUGAAAACAGCAAAAUUGAGAUUGAAUUUGACAUUGACCUCAAUGAUCAUCCUUUACUUGCCAAUGGCUCUAAGCUUUGGAUUGGAUGUGGGCUAAGCAGUGCAUCAAGCAUGUUAGCUGUAGUCCAAACAGCUGUAUACGUUAAAAAGAUUGAACCAACUGUCUCCUGCACSGUCACCCCCAAAAAUAAUACCAUCCAAAACCGWUACUCCAUCGAUGACCRCCUCGUGAUUGACUUUGAAUGCAGUCACACUAACACAUCCACCGCCAAUGCCAAAAACAUCAAUCUAGAAUUCUGGAGUGUCUUCUUGGAUUUUUUGAGUGCGACUUAUACUGUCGACUCCGGUAGCUCAAAAGCAGCARCUAAAWUCAAUGAUACAAGGUUGGAURCUAUCACCGAGGYUCCCUUCAAUCAAGGUCAAGUGAUCAAAGGAGAAAUCCACGUGAAGGUUAGACAUGACAUGUAUCCCUUGGCUGAAAUGAACUUGUUUGUGCGCGUUUCCUACCAGAACCUAGCAGGAAAAGACAAGAUGAAGACAGUUCAUAAAAUGAAGCAGCCUCCGAUUGGUUCAGUCCCUGUCAUCAGCCUCAACAUCACUAAUCCAAAAAGUUGCUACCACGUUGGCUCUACCGUUGAAAUGGAUUUUAAAAUUUUGAUGAGGAAGAUUAAUUCUCCUCUUAAGGUUGAGAUUAUUUCUCCAGUGAAUUCAUCAUCUCCAGUGAUGGCAAUCAAGUCAGUCUCUUCGCCAGUAGUUGGUUCAAACAUCGUUAAUAAUGGCCCCCUUCAAAAGACACCGAUCAACUGCAAAUCAACAGUCAAUGACACGUCUUUAAACGACCGUUGUUCUUUGGAUUUUGGUAGCGUUAAGAGCACCGUUGGAAUAGUCGACAGUCCACUAAAUGAGCUCUCCAUUAAAUUCAAUAUCAUCUUAAAUGACCAUCAGAUUAUGACAAAUGGCUCAAAGCACUGGCAAGCGGUAGGCGUUCGUGGGGGAUCCCGUAUGAUGUGGAUAGGAGAGGUAGCUAUCAAAGUGUGUUCGUCCGCUGAACCUAAACCUGUUUUGAAAAUAGAAUCGAAUUGUUAUAUCCCUGGUACCUCGGAGACAUGCUGUGCAGGCAAACUGAAGAAAAACGAUAAAGUGCAGUUUAAUAUAACCGUGUCACAUGAUAAUAUAACGUCGGAGCAGUAUGCCAAAAACAUCAAGGUUAUCCACAUGCUUCCCCGAUAUGUUGUGUAUGAGAGUACGAUAUUCAAGCAUCCAAGUAGUUUUGUAUUUGCAAAUUCUAUUGUACCUCAACUCACGGAUUCCGAACCAUUCCGUUUUCUGGACCAGCUUACAUUCUCUUACAUUGCCAAGCUUGACCCUGAAGAUUUGAUGAAAUUAGAAGGAAAUACUCAAGCAACGUCCUUCGCUGAUGUAAGCUACGUCGGCCAUGAUACAAACAAGUUUUUCAGCACAAGCACCGAGGUCUGUGCUUCCUUUACCAUUCCUCCAGCCAUGAAUAACCAAGUAGGCCGAGUAAUUGCUAAUGAUGGAGAGGUACUGUAUGCCAUAGCUAGAAACAAGAGAGCCUACAUGAAGCAAAAAAAGAGAGGAGAUACUUGGUGUUCUAUCAGCGAAGAUCAGUUGAAAUCUGAAGUCACUAAAUUGCCCUCAGACAAUCUGAAGGUGAUUCAUGGCAACGAGACAAAUGAAGCAGAUCCCAAAAAYGAGCAUAUUCUGGAAGAUGGCAGCCACCAUUAUGGAGGAAACAAGAAUGCUGUAUACUUUAGACCUAAAUCCGGAGGAUCGUGGCAAAAAAUGGCUAUCUGGAAGUGCUGUGGGGCACUUUAAACUAUUACUAAAGUAUCGUAUUUAGAAUAACACAUGCUCAAUAUGCACUCAAGGGUAACCAAAGUCCAAUAGCUAACACAAGUCUAGUUAUCUGACCUUGAUACAUAUACUCCUUCAUGUUGUACUUUGUAACUAACUAGCAAGUUUAAACCACUUAGAAGAGGUGAGACUUCUUCUUUAUCUUUUGUUUUUUGGUCUAUCAAUCAUAUCUUGAUGAGACUCAAAAUUGACGAUAUAUCUAUGAUAUAAAAUACCAUUCAUACAAUAAUGUAAUAUCACUCAUAAUUGUAUAGCAACAAUGCAAACAGUGCUUUAAUGCAGCUUGGCAGAUGACACUAUCUGUUCAAUUUUUGUUUGAAUGAAAUAAUUAAGUUGUAAAGAUGAUUACAUUGAAUAAAAUAGCUUUGAUAUC